Messenger RNA from Thermothielavioides terrestris NRRL 8126, 1802 nucleotides. RefSeq lists its product as uncharacterized. NCBI's taxonomy places the organism in Eukaryota, Fungi, Ascomycota, Sordariomycetes, Sordariales, Chaetomiaceae. The transcript has 3 exons. The record is from RefSeq and is a predicted model, not a curated record. Bases 147 to 1664 code for a protein of 505 amino acids. Gene Ontology annotation, molecular function: protein binding.
CGGUAGCGUGGCUGGACGGGAAUCUGGCUUGAGGGUUUUCCUGGCGGUCGCGUGAACACCCGCUGCCUGGCAGCGGUCGCCACUCGAUUCGUCGUCCGCAUUCCGAGGUCGAAGAAGCUUGUCCGGAACGCUUAUCGUCCUCCAACAUGGCCGACUACAGCCCUGGCCUCAAUGGCGUCGUCAUCGGCCUUCUGUCGUCCUUCGGGUCGGCAAUCCUGAUCCUCUGCAUCUUCCUCGCAUUCUACUUCUUCCGAUACACAGCAUCCGGGCGCAUAUUCCUCGACCGGAUCGGCCGGCCCGGCGAGUACGAUGACGAGCAGGCGUUUGCGCGCGAGGAGGCCGAGGCCCUCGAGAUGAUGGAUGAUAUCCAAAGGACCGAGUAUCUAAGGGCCAAAGCAUUCAUCGCUGCAAACCCUCCCGAGUCCGUGCCAACCGACAUCUCGUUAUCGCAAUACCUGGCUAUCCAAGAGAAGGGCGUGGCCGCGUGGGAGUUCGAGCCGGAGCUGGAGAUCGCCAACUGCUUCGUCGAGGCCCGGACAGAGAUCGAGUUCUUCGACUCCGAGUGCACCGUCAUGAGCAACUUGCCUGUCCCCAAACAAAACGACGUUUAUUACUGGGAGGUAAAAAUCUACGAUAAGCCCGAGAACACGUUGUUGAGCAUAGGCAUGGCCACGAAGCCGUACCCGCUCUUCAGGUUACCAGGCUUCCACAAGGUGUCGGUUGCGUACCUCUCCAACGGCACCCGCCGCUACAACCAGCCGUUUGCUGCGACCCCGUAUGGUCCGCAGAUCGUGCAGGGCGACGUUGUCGGCGUCGGCUACCGGCCCCGGACCGGGACCAUCUUCUUCACACGGAACGGCAAGAAGCUGGAGGAUAUAGUCCACGGGCUGAAAUCGCCCAAUUUCUUCCCCGCAAUCGGAGCCAACGGGCCGUGCGUCGUGCACGUCAAUUUGGGCCAGGCCGGCUACGUCUAUCUCGAGGCCAACGUGAAGAAGUGGGGUCUCGCUCCCAUGACCGGCUCCCUGGCGCCGCCGCCUCCCUACGGCGUCGAGGCCGACACCGUCCUUCUAGCGACGGGAUCCAAGGACGGUUUUACGAGCUCGCAAAGCCGCGGGCACCAAUACAGCCACUCUGCUCAGCUUUAUACCCCGGGGGCGAACGCUUCGGAUCCCGGCCAUACCCGUUCGAGGUCAGGAAACUACCGCGUCCUGCCGCCUACAAGCCCCGGCCCGCUCCGCAGCCCAACCGAUAUCUCGCUCGCCCACCUGAUACCGACAGACGACAGUGGCGAGCCCAGCAGCAGUGCCGCGGCUCUGGUGCAGACCAGCCCGGAUCACCACGACCGCCAGCAAACCCCUACCGUCGGGCUGGGGUUGCACGACGCCGACGGCCGCCCGCCUCCCGAGUACACCAGCCCGGAUCACUCGGACGCCGAGAGCAACAGCCGGCGCAGCAGCUCCGAGAGCGAGAACGCACCUCUGAUCCGUCUGACGCGAAGCCGCGGCGCGUCGUUAGCGACCGCGCGAGCGGACCACAGCAGGUCGACGCCGCCGGGCACGCGGGGUCCUCCCAGCCCGCCUAUCCCGACCUAUCAAGACGCCAUCCGGCAGGGCGCCGGGCGCGCUAGGAGUCACAGUGCGAGGUCUGCAAGGGAGCAAAGGUGAUGAAACAACCACUUGAUUCAUGCGUGCUUAAACCCUUCCGGCAGUGCCGACCUGAGCACGAUGCUGGCACUCAUUUUCCUUGUCCAAUCUCUCUCACUCCCGCUCUCUUCCUCUCUAUCUCUCUCCCUCUCUCUCUCU